Didymodactylos carnosus is the source of this 333-nucleotide messenger RNA. NCBI's taxonomy places the organism in Eukaryota, Metazoa, Rotifera, Eurotatoria, Philodinida, Philodinidae. The record is from the annotation of a GenBank genome assembly.
AUGUCCAAGCUGAUACAAACAACGUCGAAAUUAAAACGAUUAUAUCAAGUUGAACUUGAAAAAUCGAAAGAGUUAUUGAAACAUUUAAGACGAUUUUUGGAAUUUUUAUCUAAAAUGAAAGAUGAUCUGUUAGAUGUCGAACGCAAAGUAAUAGAAAAAUCGAAACAAACUGGUGAAUAUAGUCGUUCAUAUGUAUCAAUUCUUCGAAUAUCAGGCACAAAAAUCAGAUUAAAAUUGUUAGAAAAAGAGAGAAAACAACUCGCGAACGAAAUAUGGUCAAACACGAAAACAAUAAAAGGUGCCAUUGAUCAAAUUGUUGCAAGAACAAACUGA